Molecule: messenger RNA, 2039 nt
Organism: Uloborus diversus
Lineage: Eukaryota; Metazoa; Arthropoda; Arachnida; Araneae; Uloboridae
Gene: ergic53
Product: protein ERGIC-53-like
Exons: 15
Coding region: 54-1544 (496 amino acids)
Biological process (GO): Golgi organization; endoplasmic reticulum organization; endoplasmic reticulum to Golgi vesicle-mediated transport
Cellular component (GO): endoplasmic reticulum-Golgi intermediate compartment; Golgi membrane; COPII-coated ER to Golgi transport vesicle
Molecular function (GO): D-mannose binding
Source: RefSeq, a predicted model, not a curated record
UUCUCCAGUGAACUACUUCUGCUCACUUUCCGGUAGAUCUGUGUGCUGUCAGAAUGUUAAUUUUAAUAAUAUUUGUUCUUCAGAUAUUUUAUGUAAUAUGUGAACUUCCUCAUCCAAAAUUUGAAUAUAAAUAUAGUUUUAAAGGACCUUAUUUAGCUCAAAAAGAUGGAACGGUUCCGUUUUGGGAGCAUUUUGGCAAUGCUAUUGCUAGUGAAGAAAUGGUGCGAAUAACACCUUCAUUGCGAAGUAAAAAAGGUUCUAUAUGGACUAAGAAUCCUACAAAUUUUGACUGGUGGCAAGUUGAGGUAGUGUUUAGAAUUAAUGGAAGAGGAAGGCUUGGAGCGGAUGGAUUUGCAUUUUGGUAUACACAAAAUAAAGGUGUGGAAGGACCUGUGUUUGGCAGUAAUGACAAUUGGAUUGGUUUAGGUGUAUUCUUUGAUUCAUUUGAUAAUGAUGGAAGAGGCAAUAAUCCCUACAUAAUGGCUAUGGCUAAUGAUGGUACUAAAGCAUUUGAUCAUCAAAGUGAUGGAAUAAACCAGCAGCUUUCUGGGUGCCAACGAGAUUUCCGAAAUAAGCCUUUCCCUGUCCGAGCAAAAAUAGAAUACUACAAAAAUGUCUUAACGGUCUUGUUCCAUAAUGGAAAUACAAAUAAUGAUGAGGAUUAUGAAUUGUGUUUACGAGCAGAUAAUGUAUAUUUACCUCAGAAUGGUUAUUUUGGUCUUUCAGCUGCUACUGGUGGCCUAGCUGAUGAUCACGAUGCCUUAAAAUUUUUGACGUACAGUUUGUAUCCUCCCGGAACACAACCAGCAUCACAAAUAGGAGAAGCUGAGAAAGAAAAGUUCUCUAAAGAGUAUGAAGAAUAUAAAGAGAAACUUGAAAAGCAGAAAGAAGAAUAUCGCAAAGAUCAUCCAGAUGAAGCUAAAAGAAAAGAUCUUGAGUUUAACCCGGAUGAAGUGUAUGAAACUCAUCAGCAAAGAGAACUGCAACAAAUAUUUCAAGGUCAAAGUUCUAUGUUUGAAAUCUUAAGGGCAUUGCAUCGAAAAAUAGAUGAAGUAAUUGGUCGUCAAGAGCGAGCUUUGUCUAUGAUUUCUGCUGUACAAACAGGAGGUGUUCCUCCACAGGCGGGAGGGCAAGGAGUUCCACCUCAAGCUGGAGCGGGUCUAGGACGCCAUGAAAUUGAAGCUCUUCUUGGCGGGCAGAGAGAAAUGGUUCAAACUUCUAGAGACAUGAAGUCUUACCUGUCUGAUAUUCAUCAAAGGACUGGAACUAUAAUAGCAAAUCAAAAUCAACAUCAACCUGUUGCAGGCAUAGCAUCUGAAGCUAAUGCCGUAUUUCAAGAAAUCAAAGAAUCUCUAAAUAUAGUUAAAAGAGAUUUAGCAACAAUUUCAGCAAAUUCACAGGGCGGGCCCUGUCCCAUAGUUCAAACUCCAAACUGCCUUACUCCUUCAUAUUUCUUCAUGUUCAUGGGUUUGCAGUUAGUAAUACUCAUUGGCUACUUUACUUACCAGAGCAGCAAAGAAUCACAAGCCAAAAAAUUUUAUUAGAACAGUAUCCAAUUUAAGAAACAUUCCAUUUUUAAACAGAAAUUUGAUUCAUGUACAGAAAUUAUAUUUUUUAUUUUAACUAUGACUGUUUUAGGUUUUUAGAGUAUCCAUAAUUGAUGUAAACUGUACAGUAUUCAUUAGUUUGCCAAAAUUGUUACAUAUCUCAAUCCAUUUUGUCGUACUGAGUAUACUGGAUUCAAAUAAUUGUUCAUGUAAGAUUGCUGUAAAGAGCUUCAAAGAACACUACUUUUAUAUCAUAUUUUGUUUUGAAGAAAGUGAUUAUACUUAAAAUUUAUUUAGAAUGGCAUAAUUUAUCUUGCUUUGUUUGUGUACAAACCUUUUGAUAAAUAUUUUUUUGUUAGUGCUUUCUCAAAGCGCACAUAAAGUAUAUUCCAAUUCAUGCAUCUGUUUGAUAUUUAUAAUUCAUGUGAUUAUAAUUGUUGCUGGUACAGAUCACAACUUCAUUAAUAAAAUGCUCAAUAUUUUUGCCCCUCU